UCUUAGUUGUUUGUAACCCAAGAAUACCGGAAGUACAUACAGCCUGUGUUUCUAUGGUAAUGCGUCUCAGUUUUGCAAGGAAUUAGUUACAAACACGACAGGAAUUUUGAAGCAAACAUGGGUGAUACAGAGGUUGCGCACAUUCGUCCACCAGAGACAAUUACCAUUACAGUCCUGAGGGCUCGUAAUCUUAGGGGGUCAAAUGCUAAAGCAGAUGUUGUCAAUGCAACAAUUAAAGUUGAAUUUGGGGAGAAGAGUCUUGGAGAGUCCCCCAAAGUUGACUGUAUGGCCGACACCCCAGCAGAGUUCAACUACAAUGCCACAAUGUCCUGCACAUACGAUGAUCCUACUGCUUUGGAUGAGAUUGCUCACAAACCUAUUGUCUUGACUGUGAUAGAGGUGUUGCCGAAGGAGAAGAAACAGAAAGAGGAGAAAACCAUUACGCUUGGCCAGUGUACAGUGGACCUGCUGCCAUUGGUGAAAGGUGAGACAAAGUACCGCUACAGUCUGGCCAUCAGUCCGGUGCCUGGAUCUCCUAUGGAAAGCAUUCCAGCUGAUGCACCUAGGCCGGAAGUGGAUGUGCUGUUGUCAGUUAACGAACCGCUGGUGGGCUCUGGGCAGACCCACCACGGUAACCUAGUUACUAUCACCAUGGAGAGUCUGUACUCGCCACCAGAGGCCUGGGGUCUGUCAGGAGUCCAGUAUGCAUAUGCUGCGGCUCUACCCCUCCCUAUCAAUGCAGAGAAAGAGAAUCCCAUUGUGUUUGCCAAUGGAACUUUGAAGCCUGGUGUGGACAAAGAGCCUCCCAACAAACAGAAGAAGUGGGCGGUGCCAGCUACAGCCCUGGGAAAUGCUGUCUACAUUCCCGACAGUUACCUGUCUACGGAUGCCAUAGAUGACGAGGAUGGGGAUUACAGAGGCAAGGAGGACAGAGAGCACAGAACCAGCGCGGAGCACGAGAAGAACAGAGUCACCUGGAACACUGAGAGACGCUCGUACCUUGAGGCCAGCGCCGUGAAAAGUUUGCAAGACAAGAUUGCCAAGUGUCGGUACUGGCCUGUGGAGGUGAUGAGACUGCCUCAGCCUGCAGGGGGCAAGGGGAAGAAGACAAAAGGAGACAAAGGUGAUGAUCAUGCCGAUACCAAGAAAGGCGGGACAAGUACACAGCAUGGUGGGAAGGAUGACGAUGGAUCCGUGAGUUUCCAUGGUGUUGCGUUCAUCAAUCUGGCGCCAUUGCUGUACCCUGGAGUGAAGCGUAUUCGAGGCGCCUACAAGAUCUACUCUUACACAGACCAGGCUCUGUAUGAAAAGACAAAGCGCCGAGCGGGAUUCGGGGAAGAGGCGGCCAAGAUUGCAAACAACAUCUUGAACCGUAGCACUGCCUCACCAGGCCCGAAAAAGGGGGCAGGGAAAGACAAAGAUGACAAAAAAGAUAAGGACAAUAAAAAGGGGCUAUUACAGCACCAAGUGUCCAGAGUACAUGCUGGACAAAACAGCAUGGCCACGUCACAAACCGUGAAAUCAGACGCGGGGUCCGAGCCAGACUCUUCUGCCCCGAUGAACCUUGAGGGUCAACAGUAUGUCGAGGCUAAGUCAUACAUGAUGUUCGAGAUCUCGCUGUCCCACCCGCUGAUCCCAAAGCGGCCCCCAGAGGAACUCGCCCGGCGGGUCGCAGAGUACAUCCCCCCCAGGCCCUUGUUCCCGAAACGAACAGACGGGGCUCAGAGGGCAGUGGAGGAUUUCCACACCCAGGUGGCUAGUGUGGCGGGCCUUGUUCUGGACGAAUUCAGGGACAUGUUUGGUGCUGAACUGAAGACAGAUGAGAGCGACCUCUCUCAGGAGGCCAUGGAGACCAGGAGACAGAAGUUGAUCUAUGAGCUGAAUGCGUCUGGCAAGUAUUUUGCCUUCAAGGAACAGCUGAAACAUUCUGUUGUCAAAAUAGUCCGAGAGAAGUACCUGAAAACGACAAACUUUGAGGACAGACAAGAAUUACAGACGUUCCUGAGUGAGCUGUACGUGUACCUGAUAGACCAGAUGCACGAGUCCCUCACCAAGACCCUCGCCCUGGAGGACCAGGCCCUGGUCCCCGCACCCCUCACUGACUCCGCCCAACUCAAGCACUUUGCGCGCGAGGCCGAGGUCAACGGGAACUUUGAGCUGGCCACCAAGUACUACCAGGAGAGGAUUGCCCGAAACAGAAAUGACCCCAGCCACUGGUUUGACUACGGGACAUUCUGCUUGUAUAUCAAUGACAUUACUAAGGCAGAGGAAUGUUUCAGGGAGUGUGUGUCCAUAGACCAAAAACAUUUACAAGGCUUGUUGCUGUAUGGCGUGGUGUGUACACUGCUGGAGAAACAUGAGAUGGCAGAGAUGUUCUUUGAGGCGGCCACCAAUGUACAGCCCAGGAGUAUCCUGGCUUGGACCAUGCUAGGCCUGUACUACGACACAGUUCAGAAUGAGAUCGGUGCAGAGAUGGCGUAUAUUGAGGCCAACAAGCUAAACCAGCAGGCAGCUGUGGCCACGGCGCGAGCCCUGCGAGAGGAGGAGCUGGCAAAACAGCGCGCCGAGCGGUCCGAGAGCGACACACACACAGCUGACCAAGGUGGUCUUGCACCGCCCGCUAGCAAUAGUCUAGUACCCGAUAUAAAACAGCCCACCCCACCCCCCAGUGAGCGCGGUCCGGGCUCAGCCCGCUCUAGCGACAAGAUGUCGGCCGCCCGACGACCUUCAGCCUCCAAACGCUCAUCAGCAGGGAUGGUUGAGUAUCACAUAGUGGAGGUGGAGGGGAGAAAUGAGGGGGCGGUGGUCUCUCAGCUGUCUGAGAGGCCCCUCACAGGUCGCAAUAAAUCUGACAACAGUGUGUCACGACCAGGCAGUGAGUACAAACACGGGAGCGUGGGGGAGACACCUCAUCCACCGGAGGAGUCUGGCGGGGACCAGCCUGUGCGGGAGCCCACUCCAGUCCCCACGUCAACCAUAUUCAUGCAGGCUAUCGACUGGCUGCUCGAGGUCAAGGCUGUACCGUUCACAGAGCGAGCACUGGCCCAUGAGCUGUUAUCCCCAUUGGGCGGAGCUACAGCACUGUACCACAUCUCAUUGGCCCGAGUGAAACUGCAGAAACGAGAACUGCACCAGGCAGAGGACAGUCUUAAUGAAGCCCUGCAGUUUGACUAUCAGAAUCCCGAUGCCUGGGCCUUGAUGGGUCAUAUGAAAUACCUGACCAAUGAAACAGCUGAGGCUCGUGACCGCUAUGAGCGGACGAUCUCGUUUGUGGCUGAUGCCUCAGAGAUGCAUUCCAUUUACCUGAGAUUGGCUUCCAUCUAUCUGCAGGAAGAAAGGUUUCAAGAAGCCAAGACAACGUUCCUGAUGGCCUGUAAGAAAUCCCCAUCAUGUGUGUCCUGGCUGGGUGUUGGCAUCGCUUGUUACCGGCUGGGAGAGUUGGCGGAGGCCGAAGAUGCGCUAUCAGAAGCCAACAUCCUGAACAACUCAGACCCAGAGGUGUGGGGCUACCUGUCUCUUGUGUGCCUGAAGACUGGAAGACAGCUUGAGGCAGAACAGGCUUACAAAUACGCUAUCAAAGUAAAUCUAGAAGACACAGAAUUAAUGGAUGAGAUUAUCACAACACAGAAAGAAGUUGGCUUCGGCAAUCCCCAGUUCUAGUAGUUUAAACAUCUAGACAUUGACUAGCAAUUGUUAUUUGUGAACAUUUUAAUAGAAUGAGUAAUAUCAGCUCCAUGUGUUUGAAACAUUGAAGAUUGCUUGUAUGUAAAUCAUUGAUAGCCCCCAAAAAUAGGACAUUGAUCUGUGAUGUGAUAUUUAUAUACAAUUUUAUGUACAAGUUUUGGUCAGGGAUCUGUUUUGGUUGAUCCGUUUUACAGUGAUACAUGUUAAAUAUUAAUAUAAUAAUUUAUUAUCUUUUAUGAAGAACACCAUUCAAGAAACUUUA
This is a messenger RNA of Dreissena polymorpha, 3946 nucleotides long. Its product is annotated as cilia- and flagella-associated protein 70-like. Gene Ontology annotation, molecular function: protein binding. The transcript is spliced from 32 exons. Gene Ontology annotation, cellular component: motile cilium; extracellular exosome. The record is from RefSeq and is a predicted model, not a curated record. Gene Ontology annotation, biological process: cilium assembly; cilium movement. Lineage: Eukaryota; Metazoa; Mollusca; Bivalvia; Myida; Dreissenidae. The coding region runs from base 118 to 3660 and encodes 1180 amino acids.